UCAGAUUACCAUCAAGACACUGACUUCAAAAUAAACCAAAAACAAACAGGCUUGUGUUAGGGAGUACUGUAGUGCAGUACCUAAGGUACAGAGGUGACAGGUGGGGACGCGGGCGUUGUCGAGAACCAAAUCUCUGGGUUGUAUCAUCGGCAUAUUCAACAGCAUCACCAACCACAGAACUCAGAGUAGUCCUGCCUGAGCCCGUCACCAUACAGGUCGCUCCAGAUUCGCCAGCCAGCGUUAUGUCGACGGUUCAACUCUCAAGGCUUCUGCCUCUGCCCGAUGAUGAGCUGGAACAGGUACUUCAAUAUGCCUCCACCUUAUCGAAAGCCGAGGCCGUCGACCAUUUCCGCAACCUCCUUGGCGACUCGCCUGAAGUCGUUGAAUUCAUUGCUACAUUCAAUUCGAGGAGGCAAGACCCUAAGCCUUCCAAGUCCAGCUCGUCCAACACUGGUGCUGGCACAGGUCCAUCUUCUGCAUCUCCUGUUGAACCAGUGCCCAAAUUCAACAAGGGCCAGUCCAAGAAGAAAAAGGCACCUUUGCAUACGCCUGCGCCGCGCAGGGUGGUGGAAUCCGGCCCUGCUCCAGGAACUGUCUACAACAAGAAGAAUCUCGAUGAGGACUAUGUUGUUCGACGGCCUAGCCCUGUCGUGGCCCCGACUGUUGCGUCUACCACCAUAAAAACUGUACAUCGUCAAUCUGCAACACCGCCACCACCUGCCCCCAAGUCCCAGUCCGGACAAGGACGGCUGAUAUCUGACUUGCCCGCUCCCAAGUCCAGAUCAACUCCCGGGUCACGGUCCUCCACGCCGGCGCCCAAGACCAAAGUUCAUAUCGCUGGUGGUACUGCGAUGCAUGGUGCCUCUACCGCACUAUCAGAUCUCGAUGACGCCAUCCGCGCGCUUGAGAUGACCACCAACCCAUCCCACACAACUGAUGCCGCCUUACGGAGAUGCAACUGUGUAGCCGCCCGGCACCCUCUCCUGGCUUCUGCCCCGAAUUGCCUCAGCUGUGGUAAAGUCAUCUGUGUUAAGGAAGGUCUUGGCCCCUGUACCUUCUGCGGCACGUCGCUACUGACCUCUGCCGAGAUUCAAUCCAUGAUCCGCGAGCUACGGGACGAACGCGGCAGAGAAAAAAUGGCUAUUGAUCGCCAAGCCCAUAAACGGGCUGAAGUAUCGAAAGCACCGGUACCCUUUUCCAGACCUAGAGAUGCCGCUAGGACACCGAGUGAGGCCGAGACCAAGGCUCUGGAGCAUCGAGAUAGACUACUUGGAUUUCAGGCACAAAAUGCACGUCGUACGACCGUGAGAGACGAAGCAGCCGAAUUCGAUGUCAGCGGUGCUGUGGCUGGGACGGGUGGCAAUAUUUGGGCAACGCCCGAAGAACGUGCCCGAGAACUCAAACGGCAACAGAAGAUACUGCGAGAGAUGGAAUGGAAUGCCCGGCCAGAAUAUGAGAAGCGUCGACAGGUGGUCAGCAUUGAUCUCGUCGGCGGAAAGGUGGUGCGAAAGAUGGCACCAGCUGAACGACCAACGAGUCCCGACGAGCCAGGUGCCGGCCAGGACGACGGGCCAGCCUUGGAGGAGAGAAGUGCGAACCGCGAUAGAGGCGGCGGCGGUGCUUUUAGCAAGAAUCCCCUCCUCGGCGGAUUGAUCAAACCCGUGUUUGAUAUCAAGGGUAAAGGGGCAGCGCAGGAGGGCCGAAAAGCGAAUGCCACGAAGUGGAGGAGAGUGCAAGAUGAUUUGGAUGAUAAUGAGAACCUCAUUCUCGAUGGAGGGGUGUAUGGUCAACCCGGGUUAUCCCUAAACUAAUCUAAACAGAUACGAAAAAUCGAGAACGUUCAUGGCGAGUCUGCUAAAAGAUACCAAACCGGCCUACCAGGGGUGAUGUUACAGAAUCGUAGGCCCAGCAUGUCCUAAGAUUAUAUACCACCCUCGGUCGCUUUCAAUCCCCCGUUUGGUGUUCGAUGCGGAAUCGGUUCGUUGUGAAAAGACGACCCAAGAACAUGUAUGCAACCCGCCUCCUAUACGAACUAGGUAUCCAGGUAAUCAAAAGAUUGGCCGAGGCGGCCUACACGAGGUGCCGACGGAUGGAGGCAUGGAGGCGAUGAGGCUGACCUGGUUCAUGUUUGCUCCCUUGCCGUCCAAUUUCCACUUCACACCACUCUCAGCAGAUAUACCAAUACCGUAUCCGUCUCUCGUCGCGCGUGUUUCACAGCCUCGAGAACAAUACUGAUAUCUACAUCACCUAGGUACUUAUUUACUCGCUUUACACUAGGAGACAUGAACUAAAUUGAUAUUUCAUGCGAGAUGAGAUAUUGACAAGUAGAACCAGAUCCUCAGUUGGCAUAAAAAUUCAAAUACAUGUAUGGGUAUCAUGCUAUGCUAUAUACCUAGGUACCUACCU
This is a messenger RNA of Xylaria bambusicola, 2406 nucleotides long. RefSeq names its product putative zinc finger motif, C2HC5-type-domain-containing protein. The record is from RefSeq and is a predicted model, not a curated record. Gene Ontology annotation, molecular function: zinc ion binding. The transcript is spliced from 4 exons. The coding region runs from base 243 to 1811 and encodes 522 amino acids. Lineage: Eukaryota; Fungi; Ascomycota; Sordariomycetes; Xylariales; Xylariaceae. Gene Ontology annotation, cellular component: nucleus. Gene Ontology annotation, biological process: regulation of DNA-templated transcription.